Messenger RNA from Suillus subalutaceus, 3706 nucleotides. RefSeq lists its product as uncharacterized. The transcript is spliced from 5 exons. Bases 294 to 3344 code for a protein of 1016 amino acids. Lineage: Eukaryota; Fungi; Basidiomycota; Agaricomycetes; Boletales; Suillaceae. The record is from RefSeq and is a predicted model, not a curated record.
AUGCUGGCAGCUGCAGCCAGACCACAAAUCUUCACUCCAAUCAAGUUUGAACUUUCCACGAUUGACCAACAUAAGUUCUACUCAGUGCUCACCAUGCUCAGGCUUGCUCAGUGCGCUGGAUCCUGUAUUCAUGAACAUGGGCUGGCUCACAAGCGGUUACGGUCCCGAACUUCCUCGCAGAAAACCAACGGAUCGUCCCGUUUCUGCUUUUCUUGCAUACUGGAUGUGGACUGCGACGAACAGCAUACCAGUCUCACUAGAUUUUACAUUAUCUCACCCAGUUAAUUGUCACCAUGCUCAUUCGUCUCGUCCCCUCCGUAUCACAUGGCACUGUUCUCUACAACGUCUCUUUUCCUAUCAACUUUCCUAAUUUGCCUACUCCCCCUGCGUGGUCGAACCAGUUGCACCUUCUGACCUCGGUGUUGCGCCUCGAGCCUCCGCAGAAUAUCCACGUGUUCGACCGUUCAGUUGGUCUCGUCGCCCGGAUAACCGAAGUCAUAUUUGAUGUACCGGCCAAGGAGGUCGUCGUGAGCUUUGUUGAUAGGCGCAUUGAAAAGCUGCCUAUGAACUCGCAAUGCAUGCAGAUGCUUCAGGGCGUCGUUGACGACGUUAAAGCGUGUUCUGAACUGGAAUCUCGACGAGACAGCUUCGAAUGCCCCACCUCCGCUAGUAUCUGCAGCAGUGUAGUUAGUUCACAGGACAUCCCUAGUAUAUCCAGCGCGCCCCCAAAGUCUCCGAAGUUGAGCAGGCAUAAGAAGCAGCGCUCCCUGCUGUUUUCUUUGAUCUCCUCGUUGGUGCCACGUUCCUUGUCUCCGCCCCCGGCCCCUCCUCCAUCACCCACCACGCCCUACCCCUCAUCUCCGCCUCCCCUCCCCCCAAUUCCCCCUAUCACACCCCGCAAUACAUCAUUUUCCCCCAUCCCGCAAUCUCCAGUCUCCCCCUAUAACCCCGCUUUCCCACCAUUGACAGAUCCGCCGAUUCUCCGUCGUCGCGCGCGCGCUACUCUUAUCGAUGCCUGGAGACGACAUGUCGUUUCCGCGCUUUCGGCUCAUAACUAUUACGCAGGGUACACUGAAUGGGUGCUCCGUAGUAUGGCUACCGGAGCUCGCACCGAGCUGAGACAAAUCGAGAGAUCCUGGCAGCCUGGGCGCGGUGCGGCUCGCAAACAUGGAAGGACCCGAAGCGAGGGGAGAGUUGCUCUUGACUUUGGGGAGCGCGGCUCUGAGGAGACUCAAAGACAAUGGCGUGCACCUUCACCAUUUCUCGAGGAAGUUGAGGGUGAAAAUGAUGACUGCGUCGUAUAUUCUCGUCACGAACAAGCACAUGAAUGGGGCGCAAUUCGCCAUGUCCGUAAUACAAGUGCAUGCGAUGAACUGGACGCAUACGCUUUUGAGUUCAGCGUGGAGAAUGGCAGCCUCUUACGCGAGAGCUUCGGCUUUGGAACUGACGUCUUUGGUGAUAUGUGGGAUGAUGAUGACCAUAUCGCUUUUGAAAAUUUUGGCGCCCUGCACCCAGGACUGGAGCUCACCUUCGACGGACAACUCAAUUUCGACGAGGAUUUUGGAAUUGAUUACGAGGGUGGCGACUAUUAUACUGACAUGACAUUUGCUGUUAUGCCGUCCGAUGCCACUGAAGAAGAUGACUCAGAUGAAAGCCAAACAUCUUUGCGUACCCCCGAGGAUGGUGAAGUGCUGCCUUUGCCGCUCCCAGCUACAUUACCAGGAUUGUCUGGUGCAUGCUUUCAGCAGCGCAGUCAUUCUGACUCCGUUCCGAUGGCUGUCUCAAAAACUACUUCUUCUCAUCCAAAAACUCGGCCUCUUCAUUCAAGCCCCGGAUACCCCUCUACUGCGCCGCAUGUCUGUGCCAAGCCUACUGCCGCGGUGCCAUGGAACUACCGAUCGGUGAUGCAUCCGCAGAAGUUACCCGCGCAUUUCCCUUCAUCACCGUCGCGUCUGCCCAAGUGCAUGCCCAUUCCGAAUGUGGAAGAACUUCUUUCCACUCGUGUUGCCUUCCUUUCGCGAAUUCGAAAUGCUCUAACUUUCGUACGUGCUCGUGCACGUGAGGAGCAUUGGGGCUUAUUAUGGUCACAAAACUCUUUUGGGUGUGGAUUGAUGGACCCUGAGUCUGAGGGGCAACUUGAAAUUAGGGCACGCAGGCGUGCAUGGAGUGCAGGCAUCAAGGUCACUGCGGCUUCUGCGCCAACCUUAUUUUCGGUCGCUGUCCCGGGUUCUGGCCCGGGUGCGAGGGUAUGGGAUGGUUCGGUCCCAUCUGCUGCGCAAUUUCCUUAUCGACCUCCUGGGCUCACACCACCUGUGACAAAGGUGAAUGGACCGAUUAUUCCGACUGGCCUUCUGUUAGGCAGACCUGUCAGGCGGUCACCAUUAGCCAUGUACGUGUGGAGUGCAGAUGAUGUGGCUAAGCAAGACACUGCACGCCAGGGCAAGUACGGAGAUAUUGGCCUGAAACGUGGUGGAGAAACAGCAGCUUCGAAACGCCCCCUGCGCGUUUCGUUCCUCGAGAGUCCCACUAAGUUGCUUCCUGUUCGUGAGGAAGGGGACGAUGAGGAAGGGUAUUCCGAAAGGAGAACCUCCAAGAUCGACUUCCCGCAAAGCCCUACGUCACCGACUUCACCUGCUAAAGUUACAUCUGUCAUCACUCCGGAUGAAAGAUUCGGUGUCAGCCAGGGAGAUGUCAGUGUGACUGAUGAUCCGUUCUUCAGCUCUCCCUUUCAUACGCGUGCGCGGACUACAAGCAUGUAUCCUUGCUCUCAACCCCCACAGGAGCUCCCUAUGUUUAGGCCACGGACGCCUCCCCCAUCAUAUCAGGCUGCCAUUGGUGACGAUAACACUGAUGAUGAUGAGUCCGACGAUGGAACACUCGAUGCUUGUGCACUGUUAUUCCAACCUCUUUCAACGCUGCGCUUGACCUCGCCCACAAAAACUACGCCUACACGACCUCCGCUGGUAACAGCUCCGUCAUUCACUCCUCGAGUUCGUGCUAUGUCCUUGCCCACGUGCCCAGCUCGCCCGCGUAGUCCAUCUCUCUCAUCGAGGUCGAAUGACGAGGAUUGCCAAGAUCUGUCACAAGCUUACGCUGCGCCACCACCACCAGCCACCCCCAUUGCUGCAGCGCUACCCGUUGCAGUGACCGAGUCUCACCUCACUUAUGCGCACCUUCAUGCUCCGGUGCCUAUCUGUGGGAAAGCCAGCGUGACAAAAGGCAUGUGUGAGAAGGACAAGGGAAUAGCAAGCCAGGAGGUGGUCUUCGAGCGGAACGGGGAAGAAUAUACUUUGGGUCUGGAAGUGGCAUUGGGUAGGGCAGAGGAAGGACGUUCUGUGUGGUGAACAGGAGAUGCGGUUUAACGCUGUUGCAUAGAACCAAAACUCGGGAACCGACUACUAACUGCUCUAAUCCUUAUUCGUGUCUAUCAUGCUUUCUUGUGCAUCAGCUUUCGCGUUUUCGCCCCCGUAAGAUCUUAAUUGACGCAUCUCCGGCUUCUGCCUAAUAGUCAGCGUUAUAAUGCUUUCACCUACGCCAUCAGAUAUAUUGAUCGAAUUAACUGGCCAUGUGUCGCGUAGUCCCAGUAGGCCUGGAACUUUCAUCGCUCAAUUGAUCCGCGCUUAGGGUCAUAAAAUUCAUUCAUUUUGAGCUUGACGUCUUGCGACCCGCCAUCCUUCAUUAAUGUGCAUGUAACAUACGUUUCUGC